CCAUCUCUUAACACACCAAAUUUGCAAGCUAUCUCAGCUUCUUAGCGCAGCUUUUUAAAAAUGUCCACUUUCCUCUUCAAGAUUUUCUUUCUAUUCUGUGUUUUUCACAUCUCUUUGGCUACCAGGAGGUUGAACGAGGUGGUUCAGGACCAAACUCAGCUUCUCCAUUACCACAAUGGCCCUCUUCUCUCUGGCCAAAUCUCCAUCAACCUCAUUUGGUACGGUCACUUCAAACCUUCCCAAAAGGCAAUAGUCUCCGAUUUUAUCACCUCCCUCUCACCCUCCUCCCCUCACACCUCCCAACCAUCCGUCGCCACGUGGUGGAAGACCACCGACAAAUACUACCACCUCACCGCCAAAAAGAAAACCACCCCUCUUUCUCUUUCGCUCGGUAAACAAAUUCUCGACGAAGGCUACUCGCUGGGGAAAUCCCUCACCAGCAAAGACCUCAUCGAGCUGGCUUCCAAGGGCGAACAGAAAAACGCCAUCAACGUGGUUCUAACUUCGGCUGACGUGGCAGUGGAGGGUUUCUGCAUGAGCCGAUGCGGGACCCACGGUUCUUCCUCGGCAAGCCACGUGAAGAACAAGAACUACAAGUUCGCUUACGUUUGGGUGGGGAACUCCGAGAGCCAGUGCCCGGGGCAAUGCGCGUGGCCCUUUCACCAGCCAGUUUAUGGGCCGCAGGGCCCACCGUUGGUUUCGCCGAACAACGACGUGGGCCUUGAUGGGAUGGUGAUGAACCUGGGUAGCCUCUUGGCCGGGACCGUCACGAACCCCUUUGGAAAUGGGUUCUUCGAGGGGCCGGCUGAGGCGCCGCUAGAGGCUGCGUCUGCGUGCCCUGGGGUUUAUGGGAAAGGGGCUUACCCUGGUUACGCUGGGAAGCUGCUCCUGGACUCUUCUACUGGCGCUAGCUACAAUGCGCAUGCUGCCAACGGAAGGAAGUACCUGCUUCCUGCUUUGUAUGAUCCUGCCACGUCAUCCUGCUCCACGCUAGUGUGACGACUCUCGACUCUCGACUGCUAUUCUACUUUAGGCUCUGUAGUGUAGGGAUCAAUUCGUUCAUUCGUUUAUAUAUAUUGGUUUGCUUUUAUAAAUCUUACUCUCAAUCAGUUCCCAUCCUUCUUUGUUCUUAGUUCUUACUACUCAUUUAGUACAACAUUCAAAAAAAGUAACAUUCUUCUAAUGAACUAGUAUGAUGGGAAGAAGUAAGUUUCAUUCCAUUCAAUCCCAUCGAUUACGCGCACAUCAGGCGCCAAUCACGCUCACCCCAUUAGAGUAAGGACUAAGGAGUAAGAAUCAUGAUAGAUAUGGUCUAUGGAGGAUUAAGGCUGAUAGAAAUCCCGAACCCUCCCGUCACCUGCCAUAUAAAUUUAAGGUUGACAGUUUUAAAAUCUUGAGCUUCGUAUUACUCAAAUAAAAUUUAGCAGUUAGAUAUGGGUAACACAGAAGGGACCAUGUUGUAAAAAAAAAUUACUUUUAGUCCCAUUAAAAUUUUUUAAACUCAAUUAUGGUCUUUCAAUUUUUUUUAUUAAAUUAGUUUUUUUUUUUUUUAAUUAUAA
Cajanus cajan (pigeon pea) is the source of this 1559-nucleotide messenger RNA. Its product is annotated as protein PHOSPHATE-INDUCED 1. NCBI's taxonomy places the organism in Eukaryota, Viridiplantae, Streptophyta, Magnoliopsida, Fabales, Fabaceae. The record is from RefSeq and is a predicted model, not a curated record.